GCAAGACAAACAAGAAGAUAUCUAGUUGGAAUAAGAAACUAUGCUCAAUUGUCUACUAAAAGGAACCUAUCUGCUUUUGAAUUAGGAAGGAAAUGUGGUAUAUGUUGUAAAUCUGAGUACAAUAGUAGAACAUGCCUAAAUGCAGAAAGUACAAGUGAAGAUAGUGAGGCUUAA
Molecule: messenger RNA, 174 nt
Organism: Scutellospora calospora
Lineage: Eukaryota; Fungi; Glomeromycota; Glomeromycetes; Diversisporales; Gigasporaceae
Source: the annotation of a GenBank genome assembly